Messenger RNA from Saitoella complicata NRRL Y-17804, 681 nucleotides. Its product is annotated as riboflavin kinase. Gene Ontology annotation, cellular component: mitochondrion. Gene Ontology annotation, biological process: FMN biosynthetic process; riboflavin biosynthetic process. Gene Ontology annotation, molecular function: riboflavin kinase activity. Bases 40 to 579 code for a protein of 179 amino acids. The transcript is spliced from 3 exons. Lineage: Eukaryota; Fungi; Ascomycota; Saitoellomycetes; Saitoellales; Saitoellaceae. The record is from RefSeq and is a predicted model, not a curated record.
CAAAUACAGCUUCGUCGAAUCUUUCCAAAACAGUCAGAAAUGCAUCCAGCAGCCCUCCACGUCUCUUCUCGUCCCCUUCUUAUCGGCCCCGACGCACCGGAGUCACCGUAUCCUAUCCGCGUCGAGGGCGAGGUGAUCAAAGGCUUUGGCCGUGGUUCGAAGGAGUUGGGUAUCCCGACAGCGAACUUGCCGGAACAUGCGAUCGCCUCAGUCUUGGAACAUGCCGAGAGUGGAGUCUACUACGGCUGGGCAAAGAUCAUCCCCAAGGACGAGGCAGCCGUUGCGCAACCAGUCUACCCGAUGGUCCUGAGUCUGGGUUUUAACCCCUACUAUAACAACACCGUCCGCUCUCUUGAGGUCCACGUCCUUCAUAAAUUCCCCCAAGACUUUUACGGAUCGACGCUCAAGAUCGUCAUACUGGGUUUCAUUCGUCCGGAGCAGAAUUAUCCAUCAUUAGAAGCGCUGAUUGAUGAUAUCAACUUCGAUGGAAAGGUGGCACAGAAGUGCCUGGAGAGACCGGCGUAUGCGGUGUUGAAGGAUGAUGAGUUCUUUGCGGCUCAGCCGAAGUUGGGAGCAUGAGUCACGUACGAGAUCAGCGAUGAGAGAGCAUAGAUGUGUGAGAGCGGAGACAGUGGUCCAACAUAUACCCUAGACGAGAGAGCGAGCGCUAAAGUCUUUUCU